Molecule: messenger RNA, 2447 nt
Organism: Nothoprocta perdicaria
Lineage: Eukaryota; Metazoa; Chordata; Aves; Tinamiformes; Tinamidae
Gene: DNAI4
Product: WD repeat domain 78
Exons: 16
Coding region: 31-2343 (770 amino acids)
Biological process (GO): cilium movement
Cellular component (GO): axonemal dynein complex
Molecular function (GO): dynein heavy chain binding; dynein light chain binding
Source: RefSeq, a predicted model, not a curated record
UUUUUCCUGUUUGUUGCGUGCAAGGGGUGGAUGUUCCACAGACCUGACUCGAGCGGCUGCCAGAACUCAAAUGUACAAGUCGAGCGUAUGCUCCACGUUUUUGAUGAUCAAGGAAAGGAUGUGACGCCCCGUCCACUCUUCCAGCCGGAUCCCAGUAGUGUGGCACCCAAGCAAGGCAAAAUCUUAGCAGCGAGUGAUUACUCGGGGGUCACGGGAUCUGGUUUCCUGUCUUCUUUUUCCAUGCAACAGACUUCAGGGUUGAAUAUUAGUUUAGCAGGUCCAUUCUCAAGGUCAUAUGGAAGCAGCACUAUUUCCAGAUCGUACGCGUCAACUGAGUCCCUCGCAGAUGACGUGGCAGAACCCAGCCCUCGACGGGACACCAGUGCCGGCAUAACAGAUGUCCGGGUGAGACGAGAGGACGUGAAAGAGCAACUGACAAAUGAAGAGUUGGAUAGGAGAGUGGAUAUUUACCUGACGGAAACGGAAACCAUUUGGAUAUUCGAUAUGCCAUCCGUUGUGAUGUCCGUGGAGGCUGAAGAUGCAGGAAAAGUCCUGGAGCGGAAUAAGAUUUAUGUUGACGUUUGCAAAAAUAGAGUUGGUAACGAGCGCUUUGUGGAAAGAAUGAUGCAAACCCUUAAUGGAGCCCCGAAGAGCAAGGAAGUGCAGUGUGACAAAAUCGUCACAGAAGAUAAAGGGAUCAUGGUCACUUCCUGGGACUUAUAUGAUUCCUUCAAUGAACUGGAAAUAGAACCUACAUCAAAAGCAGAAGGUAGAAGAGUCACAAUUGUGAGCAGCAAUAUCUCUCUUAUAAGUAAAGAGCAUGAUCAGACCUCAUCUUCGAUUUAUGGCAGAGAAAGCACAACUUCUUCUGUAAUGGAAACUGCUCUUCUUGCCAAGAUCCACGAAGAGAGGGAAGACCAUUCAGAGGCUAUACUAAAAUCAGACAAAUUUCAGCAGGACUUAUUUUUCAUGGAGAGGAUUCUAAUGGAGAAUGUUUUUCAGCCCAAACUUGCAGUUUAUCGACAACUUCCUGUCCUUAUAGAACCUGUUGCUCCAUCAAAUACUGGCAACAAAGCAGCAGCCAYGGAAGAAGCUGACCUGGAAAAGGAAGAACAUGAGCAGGAGGAGCAGGAGGAGGAAGAGCACAAGGAUGUCUUCAUUGCGCCCUCAGUCCUGUCAAACCUGAAUAAAGCCCCGGAAGAAUUUGUACCUCCCAGUCUGGAAUUGCUGUGGUCGUAUACAUGCGAUCUAACUAGUGGCCGUAGUGUGAGCAGUAUGGCUUGGAACAAACUAAACCCAGAUCUUUUGGCUGUUGGUUAUGGAGAGUUUGAUUUCAAAGAGCAGAAGAACGGCUUGGUUUGCUGUUGGACACUGAAGAACCCCAUGUGGCCAGAGCGUGUUUUUCACUGCGAACAUGGUGUGACUGCCGUGGAUUUUUCCAUGGUCAGUCCUAAUCUUUUAGCAGUUGGAAUGUACAACGGUGUGGUUGCCAUCUAUAACGUGCAGAGCCGGAACAACGCGGCCCUUCUGGACAGCAGYGAGUCUUUAGAUAAACAUAUAGGUCCUGUAUGGCAGCUGAAGUGGGUAGAGCAGGACAGAGGCACCACAGGAGAUGAUAAAGGAGAGAUACUAAUCUCCAUCUCAGCAGAYGGCCGAAUAACCAAGUGGUUUAUACGGAAAGGACUGGGCUGCUCUGAUCUGAUGAAAAUAAAGCGAACAGUAGGCGAGAAGAAAAAAACAACAGGUGAGAAAGAAAGGAAAAGCGAGGCUCUGAUAUCUCGACAGGCUCCUGGAAUGUGCUUUGACUUCCAUCCAAAGGAUACUAAUUUUUAUCUUGCUGGAACAGAAGAGGGUCUUAUUCACAAAUGCUCUUGUUCCUACAAUGAGCAGUUUAUAGAAACGUACAGAGGACAUAAGGGUCCUGUGUACAAAAUCGCUUGGAAUCCGUUCAGCACUGACAUGUUUUUAAGCUGCUCUGCGGACUGGAGCAUCAUUUUGUGGCACCAGGAGUCACAGAAGCCCAUCCUAACAUUCAGCUCCACCACUGCUGUCGUUCAUGACAUUGUGUGGUCUCCAAAGUCGGUCUUUAUAUUUGUAGCAGUGAAUGAAGGCAGAAUAGAAAUCUGGGAUCUCAGUAUCAGCACCUUGGAUCCCCUGGUCAUUAGGUUGGCCACUCCGAAAGUGAAGUUCACCACRGUGCUUUUUGCCAAGAACACGGACUGCCUGCUCAUAGGAGACAGCAAAGGACAAGUCAGUGUGUUCGAGCUGCAGAAUCUGGGUGCUUCCCAGAGCAACCAGGUUGAUGCCCUACAGGAUAUAAUUGGUUCUGCUCUAGCUACUUAACAGUAGCUGAAUGACACCACUUCUCAGAUGGUAAACAGCGAGAAAGACAGAUUUCAUCUUGUGUCUGCAAAUUCCCAAGUCCAGCAUUUAGCUAUGUAUUAGGG